AACAGGGUACUCAAGAGAGUUCCUGACCAGAUUCAUCAAGGUCACUGACCUUUUUUCAGUGAGAGAGAAAAGAAAAAAUGGCUGCCAAAGCUCUCUUCUUCUUUGCUCUGCUUUCUAUCUCAGCUUUCUCCGCUUUAGCAGAGAAUGAGGAAGGAGGAAACCCUGGUCUUGUCAUGAACUUUUACAAGGACAAUUGUCCUCAAGCUGAAGAUAUUAUCAAAGAACAAGUCAGGCUUCUCUACAAGCGCCACAAGAACACUGCAUUUUCUUGGCUCAGAAACAUCUUCCACGACUGUGCCGUUGAGUCUUGUGAUGCUUCACUUUUGCUGGACUCGACAAGGAGGAGCCUGUCUGAGAAAGAGACAGACAGGAGCUUUGGACUGAGAAAUUUCAGGUACAUUGACACCAUCAAGGAAGCUGUGGAGAGGGAAUGCCCUGGAGUUGUUUCCUGUGCUGAUAUUCUUGUGUUGUCUGCUAGAGAUGCCAUUGUUUCGCUUGGCGGACCUUAUAUCCCUCUCAAGACAGGGAGAAGAGAUGGAAGGAAGAGCAGAGCUGAUGUGCUGGAGCAGUACCUUCCUGAUCAUAAUGAGAGUGUGUCUGUUGUCCUUGAAAGGUUUGGAGCUAUAGGCAUUGACACUCCUGGAGUUGUUGCCCUUCUAGGAGCUCAUAGUGUUGGUAGAACCCACUGCGUGAAACUGGUGCACCGGCUCUACCCCGAGGUUGACCCUGCAUUGAACCCUGCCCAUGUUGAACACAUGCUCCACAAGUGCCCAGAUGCAAUCCCAGACCCCAAAGCCGUCCAGUAUGUGAGAAAUGACAGAGGCACACCCAUGAUCCUAGACAACAACUACUACAGGAACAUCUUGGACAACAAGGGCUUAUUGAUUGUUGAUCACCAAGUUGCCCUAGACAAGAGGACCAGACCUUAUGUCAAGAAAAUGGCCAAAAACCAAAACUACUUCUUUAAGGAAUUCUCAAGAGCCAUAACCAUUCUUUCUGAGAACAAUCCACUUACUGGCUCAAAGGGGGAGGUCAGAAAGCAAUGCAACCUUGCCAACAAGCACCAUUAAGAAGUUCUUUUCCUUAUCACCGAAGCUCCAAUUUCUCUCCUUUGUUUUCUACCAAGGAGCAGAAUGUGAGAGCAGCAGAAUAAGUUGGUUUGUCUUAGAAGUGUUUGUUACUUCGCAGGGUGGUUGUUGCACCAGUUAAUGAUAUGAUAAUGGUGGUGGUCACAUCUUUCAUUGCACAUGCAUGCCCUGCUCUUAGCUUAGUUUUUCUCUCCUUAUGAGUUUCAUGUUGUUGGUGAUGGGAAUAGUGGAUGGAUGUUGAGGGUGUAUGUAUGUAUGUAGUAUGAUGACGUAUCUAUGUAUGGAUGGACGGAUGGUGGUGAACAUAUAUGAUGCAUGGAUUUCAAUAAUGAUGGUUAUUUACUAUUCAUGUCUAA
This is a messenger RNA of Carica papaya (papaya), 1444 nucleotides long. RefSeq names its product Peroxidase superfamily protein (gene PRXR1). NCBI's taxonomy places the organism in Eukaryota, Viridiplantae, Streptophyta, Magnoliopsida, Brassicales, Caricaceae. Gene Ontology annotation, biological process: response to oxidative stress; hydrogen peroxide catabolic process. Gene Ontology annotation, molecular function: heme binding; peroxidase activity. The record is from RefSeq and is a predicted model, not a curated record.